Molecule: messenger RNA, 351 nt
Organism: Prunus armeniaca (apricot)
Lineage: Eukaryota; Viridiplantae; Streptophyta; Magnoliopsida; Rosales; Rosaceae
Source: the annotation of a GenBank genome assembly
AUGGAGGAAUCACUAUGUGUUCAUGGUGAUGAAGAGUUGGCUUUUGACUCCAUACAAAUUAUUACUGCUGCUGUGAAGGAAUUGUUUAAAACUUCUAAUGUUUCUUUACCAAGUGUGCUAAGGUUGAGGCUUGGUUUGCUUGGGAACCUCUUCCUGCUGGGUGGGUUUGCUGUUAAUUUGGGUAAAGGGCAGAUUCUAGAGGCGGAAUUAUGGGGUCUGUUCUUUGGUCUGAGGAUGGCUGUUGCGAAAGGGUUAAUAACCUUAUCGUUGAGAUGGAUUCGGCUGUUGCUAUCCAGCUUGUUCAGCAGCAUGAUCUCUUACUUUGCACCCUCUUGCAUCUCUGGUCUCUAG